This is a messenger RNA of Didymodactylos carnosus, 531 nucleotides long. Lineage: Eukaryota; Metazoa; Rotifera; Eurotatoria; Philodinida; Philodinidae. The record is from the annotation of a GenBank genome assembly.
AUGGUACCAUUACCGGAUUUGUUUACAUCUACAGAAAUCAUCGAAGAAAUUCAGCGUGGACAAAUUUCAUUGAAUGAAAUAAAGAAAAAAUACUCGGAUUUAUUGAAAAAUGCGUAUUAUUAUGAGCUAGAAUCGUUUGAAGUACCACCGGAACAAUUAGAAUUAUGUGAAGAACAGACACCAGAAUCACUGCAAGACACAAAAUAUGAAUAUGUUGAUACGGGAGAAAAAUUAAAAAAUAUGGCCGAUCAUAUUCAAUUACAAUCGGAAAUAGCAGUCGAUUUAAGCUCAUCAAUAUCGAUCGUGCUACAUUCGUCAGAAAAUGAUAUUGAAUGGUUACAAAAAGAUUUUGGUGUUUAUAUGGUUAAUAUGUUUGAUACAUUUUGCGCAGCAGAAGAAUUAUAUUUAUCAGGAUUAUCAUUAGCUUGUCUUUUAAAAGAAUUUGGUGGUGUUGAUACAAACAAAGAUAAAUAUCAAAACGAAGACUGGCGAAAACUGCCGGUCACCCUGUCUACACUGGUUCUCAAUUGA